This is a messenger RNA of Argentina anserina (silverweed cinquefoil), 921 nucleotides long. RefSeq names its product cell division topological specificity factor homolog, chloroplastic-like. Lineage: Eukaryota; Viridiplantae; Streptophyta; Magnoliopsida; Rosales; Rosaceae. The coding region runs from base 49 to 756 and encodes 235 amino acids. The record is from RefSeq and is a predicted model, not a curated record. The transcript has 2 exons. Gene Ontology annotation, biological process: cell division; regulation of division septum assembly; chloroplast fission.
CCAACUGAUAAUAGUUCUGAGGAGAAGAGAGCACAUAGUGAAACUAAAAUGGCGGUUUCUAGGGACUUUGGCAUCUCCGCAGCAUUGGGUUCUUGUCCUUUUAAGCACCGUCUGGGAAGCUCGUUCCAACCUCCUAAGGUAAACUUUAAGGGUUGUUAUGGUGGAAUUGUCGGUAACACAUGGGAGAUGAGUCGGAUGACACAAUCAUCGUGCUUAAAUACGGAAGGAUACAAGUCUAACUGCCACUAUAACCAGUCGUUGGGGAUCGCAGAAGACAGUGAAUUUAAUGUUGAACUUGUAAGCCUAGAAACAGAAGGGUUUCUCCUUGACGCUAUCAACAUGAGCUUCUUCAAGCGUUUGAACUUGGCAUGGAAGAUAAUGUUCCCUUCACCAUUGACUAGAAGAAGUUCCAAUGCAAGGAUUGCCAAGCAACGGUUACAAAUGAUCCUGUUAUCUGAUCGAUGUGCAGUAACCGAUGGUGCAAAGCAGAAGAUUGUGAGCAACAUUGUGAGCACUCUAUCUGAUUUUGUGGAGAUAGACUCAGAGGACAAAGUCCAGCUUAGCGUCUCAUCAGAUUCAGAAAUGGGUACUGUGUACUCUGUUACAGUUCCUGUUCGGCGCGUGAAGCUUGAACAUCAAGCUGUGGAUGAGCUCAAUGUCAUGACAAAUGCUGAGACAGCUGAGUACAAGGACACCAGGAUAUCAUCAGAUUCUGCUGAUGUUACCUUUGAUUUCCACCUCCCUAACAAGUCUUAGUAAAAUCCAUGCUCAUUGACCCUUUUACUCAAGUAGAUAACCAAGUUGUUUGGUACUCAAGGAUCAAAAUUUUGAGAUGUAAUUUGUAAAUGUAAGCUCUUGCUUUGUAGGUAGCUUUAACUAGAGAGUGGUGUAGCUACUAGCCUACUAGCUAGUUAGUUCAUA